GGAAGGGGAGGGGAGGGGAAGAUAAGAACAAGCUUGCCGUUCUGUGUCUCUUCCAAGCGGGAUUCUUCCUUAGUCUCAUCUGUCCCCGUCUCUCUCUGUAGUAGUAGUAGUAGGGAGAAGCAAUUACUGCGGGAAUUAUUGGGGUUCCCACUAGAAGAGUAGAAGAAAGAGGAAUACGAGUCAGAUCUUUGUCUCCUUCUCUUCUUUUGCUACUGUGGCUUUAUCAGACUGACAGAGCUCAGAGGAGAAACCCAUUGUUGAUUGGUUCCGAAGCUCCUGUUCCUGCCUGGCUCUGAUGUGGUUGGGGUCAUCCCAUUUGCGCCUCCAUUUCCAGCUUUCCCUUUUACCUUCACGUUUCCUGUCUGGGUUACUGUUUCUCUUAUCAAAGUGUGAUUGUUGCCUCCCUCUUUUCUGAUAUCUCUUGUGGUGAUUUGGGUUUGGUCUUCCUCUAGUGGGAAUCUGCUCCAUUUCUAUCAAAAGAUUGGAGCUUUUUUGCUGCUUUCAGCUUCAUCUUGUAUGGCUUUGGUCCUUUAGGGUUCCGUUGUGUCUAAUUGAUCUUUGCUUUGAAACAUCUUCUGUGAAUUUUUCGCAGAUUAGUUGUAUUUUUUGGAAAAAAAUUGAACUUUUAUUUGAUCUCCGUCGUUUUUGCUUUCUGGGAUUCCUGAGGAAUCUUCAAAAUCGGAUUUUUAUCUGAGGUGGAAUCAAAAGAUCUGACAGGACUUGCAUCUGAAUCAGUAGAAUAAUUGGAUCAAUCAUGGCUGGGAUGAACGACAAGGACGCCAUGAUCGAAGACUGGACCCUUUCAAAUCCCAGUCCAAGGACCUUAAUGUCAACCUUCUUAAGCGAGGAGUUUGGUUCAAGAUCCUCGUCAGGCUUCUUGGCAGGGAAGGAAAAUGAGGGGCCUGCACUGGAGACGGAAAAGAUGGAUAAGGUUACAAAAGAGGAAGAGGGUGAGGCAUCAAAUGAUUUCCUAUCAGAAUCAAAUUGGUCUGGAGCUCACAAAUUGAACUCGCAUGGAGGUCUCGCUGAGAGGAUAUCUGCUAGUGGUUUUAACGUGCCCAAGCUCAAUACUGCUCGGAUUGGGCAAGAAAAGAUGGCUUCAUCUUCCUCAGAUGUCCGAUCUCCAUAUCUGACCAUUCCACCUGGUCUGAGCCCUACAUCAUUGUUAGAGUCUCCGGUUUUUCUUUCUAAUUCUAUGGCUCAACCAUCUCCCACCACUGGCAAGCUUCAUUUUGCACAGAACAAUAUUGCAGGCCCAGCUUCGAUGUCGGUCUCAUCAUCUCGUAUUAAAAGUAAUGACCUACUCGAAGAUGCUCCUGAAGCAUUCGCUUUCAAGCCCCUCCUGGAAUUACACUCCUCAUUUUAUUCAAGUUCUGAGAGGAUGGUUGCUCCAGGCUUAAGUCAACCACAAACAUUAUCAAGUAUAACUGUACCUGUUCAAUUGGGGAAACCUAAAGAAACUGGAACUUUGGAAGCUGGCCCUAUGCAUUCCCAAAAUCAACACGAAUUCAACCUUCAGGCUGACAGUAAAGAUGCUACUGAUUCUAUUAUGUUCAAACAUAGUAUGCCUGAUUCCUUCAUGGGAAGCGACCAUGCUCUGCCCCUUGAUGAUGAACAGGAUGGAGACAGAGACCUUAAAGGAGAGCCUUCAUCUGUGGCUGUUGGUGCUCCAGCAAAGGAUGGUUACAAUUGGAGGAAAUACGGACAAAAACAAGUAAAGGGUAGUGAAUACCCAAGAAGUUAUUACAAAUGCACUCACCCAAACUGCCAGGUAAAGAAAAAGGUGGAACGCUCUCUUGAAGGUCACAUCACAGAGAUUAUCUAUAAGGGUACCCACAAUCAUCCCAUGCCUCCUCCAAAUCGCCGAUCUGGUGUAUUGUUGUCCCACCCAUUUAAUGACCCAGAGAUUGAUGGUUCUGCUCAAACUGGAUCACAAAUGAAUUCUGAUAGCAAGACCAUGUGGACAACUAGAAAUAUGGGGAACGAGGAGCAAGAUUGGCAGGGUGAUGGCCUGGAGACUACAACAUCUGCCCAUGUAGCUGCUGAAUGUUGUGACCCUUCUGCUACUACAAAACAGACUCCAGAUAUAGCUCGUUUAUCUUCUGAUGCUAUAGAUGUUUCAUCCACAAUGUCCAAUGAAGAAGAUGAGGAUGAUAGGGCCACUCAUGGCAGUGUAUCACUUGGCUGUGAUGGUGAGGGAGAUGAGACCGAAUCCAAAAGAAUGAAGCUAGACACCACUGCUAUUGAGAUGAGUGCAGCUUCUAGAGCAGUUCGUGAACCAAGGGUUGUGGUUCAGACAACCAGUGAGGUUGACAUUCUUGAUGAUGGGUAUCGUUGGCGCAAAUAUGGACAGAAAGUGGUUAAAGGAAAUCCAAAUCCGAGAAGCUAUUAUAAGUGCACACAUCCAGGAUGUAAUGUUCGGAAACAUGUGGAAAGGGCAGCACAUGAUCUGAAGUCAGUGAUCACAACAUAUGAGGGUAAACACAACCAUGAUGUCCCUGCUGCAAGAAAUAGCAAUCACCCAGGCUCCAUUCCCUCUGGUACCAUAUCCAAUACAGCGGCACCUCAUGAACCUCAUGGUCUACUCCCAAGAGUGGAAUCUGCCCAAGGCGGUUUAGUAAGGCUUGAAGGCCAUGCACCUUUUAGUACAUUUGGCCUCCCUGGAAUACAGCAGCUAAGACCAGCAACCAGCUUCUCUUUUGCGAUGAGCCAACCAGGUUUUACGAACCUUGCUAUGGCUUUGCCGGGUCCUCUAGCGCCAAUGAACGUGUCAGUUCUUCCUUCGGUUCACUCAUAUCUGGGCCACCAUGUGCCUGUUGAAGGAUUGAUGAUUCCUAAAGGAGAGCCCAAGGAGGAACCGAUGCCAGAGUCGGAGUCAAGGCUACCCAUGCCGAAUGCAGGUCCAAUGUACCAUCAGAUGAUGAUGAACGGCGUACCGCUAAGACCUCAGUUGUAAAUAUUACUACAGACUAAAAAAAAAAGAUGUUCUGCAUACCUGAGAAGAAAAUUUUGCUUUUAAUCUUUUUUCUUUGCAGUUGAGAUUCCGAACAGCUUCUGCUUUCAUCCUCAGCAGAAAUAUCAAAAUGUCUUAUGUGACAAGUUUGUGUAUUGUGCCAAAGAAUGUGACUGAUGAAUUGGAUUUGUCAAAGUGGUUUGGUGUGUGUAGUUCUUAUACAAUUCAUUUAAUUACAUAAUUGUAAGGCAUAUGUUGUA
This is a messenger RNA of Musa acuminata subsp. malaccensis (wild Malaysian banana), 3213 nucleotides long. RefSeq names its product probable WRKY transcription factor 2. Gene Ontology annotation, molecular function: DNA-binding transcription factor activity; sequence-specific DNA binding. The record is from RefSeq and is a predicted model, not a curated record. NCBI's taxonomy places the organism in Eukaryota, Viridiplantae, Streptophyta, Magnoliopsida, Zingiberales, Musaceae. Gene Ontology annotation, biological process: regulation of DNA-templated transcription.